Molecule: messenger RNA, 1393 nt
Organism: Ziziphus jujuba (common jujube)
Lineage: Eukaryota; Viridiplantae; Streptophyta; Magnoliopsida; Rosales; Rhamnaceae
Product: cinnamoyl-CoA reductase CAD2
Exons: 6
Coding region: 150-1121 (323 amino acids)
Molecular function (GO): oxidoreductase activity, acting on the CH-OH group of donors, NAD or NADP as acceptor
Source: RefSeq, a predicted model, not a curated record
AAAAAAAAAAAAAAAAACUUGGGUAAUACGGUUUAUCAAAUCUACAAGUUGUAACUAAAAAUUGUAGAAGCAGGCAAGAGAUUCUGGCGACAAAAAAGUAGACUUGCAGUGGAUAAACAGAGACCACAACAGAGAAAAAAGAAACAGCGAUGUCGAAGCAGGGAGAGGUAGUAUGCGUUACAGGUGGGAGUGGAUGUAUAGGAUCAUGGCUCGUCCAUCUUCUCCUCGACCGUGGCUACUACGUUCAAGCUACUGUCAAAGAUCUCAAGGAUGAAAAUGAAACCAAGCAUCUACAAAGCCUACAAGGAGCGGACACGCGUCUCCGAUUGUUCCAGAUUGAUCUUCUUGACUACGAUUCUAUCGCUGCCGCCAUCAAUGGCUGCGCCGGCGUAUUCCAUCUCGCCUCUCCCUGCAUCGUCGAUCAGGUCCAUGACCCGGAGAAGGAACUCCUGGACCCGGCAAUUAAAGGAACGAUGAACGUUCUGACGGCGGCGAAAGAGGCCGGGGUUGGUCGCGUGGUGGUCACGUCCUCAAUCUCGGCCAUCACUCCCAGCCCUCGCUGGCCAGCUGACGUGUUGAAGACUGAGGAUUGCUGGACCGACGUUGAUUACUGCAAAGAGAAGCAAUUGUGGUAUCCAAUCUCGAAAACACUGGCAGAGAAAGCCGCAUGGGAAUUUGCCAAAGAGAAAAAUUUGGAUGUGGUUGUGGUCAACCCCGGGACUGUAAUGGGUCCCGUUAUCUCACCAAGGCUCAAUGCUAGCAUGGUUAUGCUAGUACGCCUUCUUCAGGGUUGCACUGAAACAUAUGAGGACUUUUUUAUGGGAUCCGUUCAUUUUAAAGAUGUAGCUUUAGCACAUAUUUUGGUUUAUGAGAACAAAGCGGCGAGUGGAAGGCAUCUGUGUGUUGAAGCGAUAUCGCAUUACUGUGACUUUGUGGCUAAGGUUGCUGAACUUUACCCCGAGUAUAAAGUGCUCAGUUUACCAAGGGAUACCCAACCUGGGUUGUUGAGGGGGAAGGUUGCAUCAAAGAAGCUGAUAGACUUGGGGUUGCACUUCAUUCCAAUGGAGCAGAUUAUCAAGGAUGCUGUGGAGAGCCUAAAGAGUAAGGGCUUUAUUUCAUAAACACAAAUGCGUGCACUUUAAGGUCCUUUUACCUUUUAGGAGUGAGUGAGGACAUGUAAACAAAAUAAUGUAUUCUAUGGAUUGUGGUUAUGCAAUGUCGUAGUUGCCAAAUUAUCCAUAUCUGUAUAUAAACAAAAUAAUGUAUUCUAUGGAUUGUGGUUAUGCAAUGUAGUAGUUGCCAAAUUAGCCAUAUCUGUAUGUGACAGACAUGGCAAUGAGGUGGGCUCAAAACUUCAUAAUUUAUGUCAUUCGAAGUCGAUUUUCUUUAAGAA